Penicillium lagena is the source of this 1629-nucleotide messenger RNA. Its product is annotated as putative MFS multidrug transporter. The transcript has 5 exons. Bases 1 to 1629 code for a protein of 542 amino acids. Gene Ontology annotation, molecular function: basic amino acid transmembrane transporter activity. NCBI's taxonomy places the organism in Eukaryota, Fungi, Ascomycota, Eurotiomycetes, Eurotiales, Aspergillaceae. Gene Ontology annotation, cellular component: fungal-type vacuole membrane. The record is from RefSeq and is a predicted model, not a curated record. Gene Ontology annotation, biological process: basic amino acid transport; transmembrane transport.
AUGCCUCCAGACCGAGAACCCAACGAGACAUCCCCUCUGCUGAGAGCGCAGGGGGAUGCCCACCCUCCCUCCACGGGGGCCAUUGCCUCGCAGUGUGACGAAGAGCAGGCAAAGGAGCCGUUCCCCGAUGCGCGGAAGCAGCUGAAAUAUAUUGUCCCUGCAAUUUCCCUGGGAAUUUUUCUCUCCGCCGCAGAUCAGACAAUCAUCAUGGCCAGCUAUGGUCAAAUCGGCAGUGAUCUCAAAGCUUUAAAUUUGACGAGCUGGAUUGCAACUUCAUACUUUCUCACUCUCACCUCGUUCCAACCACUAUAUGGCAAGUUGUCCGAUAUCUUCGGCCGCAAGCAAUGCCUGCUUUUCGCGUAUGCCAUUUUUGGAAUAGGGAAUCUGUUCUGCGGGCUGGCUCGCAAUAUCAAUGAGUUGAUUGCUGCGCGGGUCUUCCAAGGGAUUGGUGGCGGUGGUAUGACUACCGUGGUCAGUAUUCUGAUGAGUGAUAUUGUCCCGCUGCGGGAUCGGGGCUUGUGGCAGGGUAUUAUCAAUAUUAUCUAUGCCACUGGCUCGGGCACGGGUGCGCCGUUAGGUGGAAUAUUGGCUGAUUACAUUGGCUGGCGCUGGGCUUUCCUAGCACAAUUUCCUCUGUGCAUUAUUGCCUUUAUCGCCGUAUCCUUCAUGUUGAAGCUCCCGCCCCGUGAAAACGCCCACUGGAAGACCAAGCUCCGGCGCAUCGAUUUCCUCGGCGCUAUCGUCCUCGUCGGUGCCGUAUUCGGUUUCCUGCUGGGUCUGGACCGAGGCAGCAACGUCUCCUGGAAGAUGCCGAUCACGAUCAUCUCGCUGAGCGUCUCAGUUGUGCUAUUCGUGCUCUUCCUCCUGGUCGAGAUCUACCUCGCGGCUGAGCCCUUUGCGCCGGGACACAUCAUCUUCGACCGGACCUUCUUUGCUUGCUACUGCUGCAAUUUCUUCAGCUUUGGAGGCUGGCUCGCUGCGCUGUUCUAUAUCCCGUUGUAUUUCCAGGCAGUCGAUGGCGUAUCUGCCACUGUCGCGGGUCUACGUUUGCUUCCUAGUAUCCUAGCCGGCGUGACCGGUUCUUUGUUCGCGGGUUUUGUCAUGAAAUGGUCUGGAAAGUAUUACUGGCUGACUGUUGCUGCAUACACUUCUCUGACAACGGGGUGUUUCUGUGUCUGUCUUUUCUCGGGCGCUGCUGUGGAAAGCACGGUUAUGAUGAUUAUGGGAAUGGUCAUGGCCGCGUUUGGCAAUGGCAUCGGAGUUACGUCGACCUUGAUUGGCCUGAUUUCAAACGCUACACACGAAGACCAGGCCGUGGUGACAGCCUGCUCAUAUCUCUUCCGUUCCCUGGGCUCCGUCAUCGGCCUGUCGCUAUCAUCGACCGUAGUCCAACAACUCCUCCGCGCUCGACUACGCUCCGAACUACACAGCAGCAAAGACAUCGACCAGAUUGUCGACGGCGUUCGAGAGAGUCUCGAUUUCAUCAAGAAACUCGAUCCCGAAGUCGCCCGGAUCGUGCGCAACUGCUACGGCUGGUCCACGAACAAGGGCUUCGGCUUUAUGGUGGUGGUGGUGUUUUUCGCGCUGUUUAGCAGCUUCUUCAUUCGGGAGAGUAAGCUGAAUCGCUGA